AUAGUUGCAAGUUGGUACUAAACGUCAUAUGGCGGAAGAUUAGCACUUGGUUGUGGCUUAGUUAAGGUCGUUAGGGUUAGGUUGUUGUUUGAAGAGUACUUACUAUAUUAGGUGUUAUUUUUGUGGUAUUAAUUAUCCUAUAUCUCAGGAUGGUAAACUUAGGAGAUGAGUUUCCGAAUUUCAAAGCAGACACUACAAGUGGGCCUAUUCAAUUUCAUGACUGGAUAGGAGAUUCGUGGGCGAUUUUGUUCUCUCAUCCGUCUGAUUUCACCCCUGUAUGCACAACAGAACUGGGACGUGUUGCAAAUUUAACUUCAGAAUUUGAGAAACGUGGAGUGAAAAUUAUUGCAUUAUCAUGUGACUCUGUUGAUUCUCAUAAGAAGUGGAUCCAGGAUAUCAAGAGCUAUGCAAAACAUUCUGGUGAUGGAUUUCCAUAUCCAAUAAUUGCUGAUGAGAGUAGGGACCUGGCAGUGCAGUUGGGGAUGCUGGAUCCCCUUGAGAAAGAUAAAGAUGGUCUGCCUCUGACAUGUAGAGCAGUGUUUGUGAUUGGUCCAGACAAGAAACUACGUCUCUCAAUGCUGUAUCCAGCUACUACUGGGCGAAAUUUUGAUGAGAUACUUCGUGCUGUAGACUCACUUCAGCUUACAGAAAAGAAAAGGGUGGCAACUCCUGCUGAUUGGAAGGCCGGUGGUGAAUGCAUGGUGCUUCCAACAUUGAAAGAUGAAGAAGCCACCAGUCUUUUCCCCAAAGGCUACUUUGUUGUAAAUCUCCCAUCAGGCAAGCCAUAACUUGGUGUUACUCCACAGCCUUGACUGUUGCAAGUUCCUUGAAGAUUCUUGCAGCUACAUUUAAUUGAGUUCAUUGGUUACAUAAGAUAAACAUUCUGUAUCUGUAAGAACAUUUUGUGCACAUAGGUACCAACUUUCUGAAAUUAGUAUUAAAAUAAAUUUUAAGUUCAGCUACUUAAAAAGUGGUUUUAAUAGAUUUUUAAAAUUGUGGUGACAGAGGAACAUGAUUUACAUCAAAUGUUCAUUGCUCUGUGCAUUCAAAUAUUGCAUUUAUGUUUGUCAUUUAUAGAACAGAUAAUUACAAUUUGUUACAUUAUCUGGAUGACGUUUUUUUUUUCUUAAUUCAUGGGGUAGGGGUAAAUUGAGAUCAGUUUGGCCUAUUGUACCAUUCUUGAAUAGAUAGUGAGUAAGGAGUGUUUUGUGGAAUGAGAAUUGGCAAGGGAAGCCAAAACACUCAGAGGAAAUGUGCCCAGUUCCACCUUGUCCAUCACAUAUCCCACAUAAACCAAACUGGGAUUAAACCUAGUCUACCAAGGUGGAAAACCGGUGACUAACCACCUGAUCUGUGGGAUGGCCAGUAAGUGUCAGUUCAGUACUUAACCUUGCACUGGGAUAUUUUGACUUAAUACUUAGGAAUUUGAAAGUAAUUUAAUUAUGCCUUACUGUGUUAUUAGUAAGUUGAGGUUAGUGUUAAGAAAUGUAAGUGUAGUACUUUCUACACACAGCUGUAUUUCCUAGUCACACAUGGGUAACAGUGCAACCUGAUUUAUCAUUGCUACUGUUCAGAGGUGUGCUAAAUCAGCAUUAGAAUUGUCAUAUGUUUAUAAUUUCAGUGAUAUUUUAUUGUUCCAUAAAAAAUAAUUGUAGAAUAUAUUUUGGAAUAAAUACAGGAUUUUAAUAAUGCUA
This is a messenger RNA of Cryptotermes secundus, 1694 nucleotides long. It is a transcript of the gene Prx6a, whose product is annotated as peroxiredoxin-6. The transcript is spliced from 5 exons. The record is from RefSeq and is a predicted model, not a curated record. NCBI's taxonomy places the organism in Eukaryota, Metazoa, Arthropoda, Insecta, Blattodea, Kalotermitidae. Gene Ontology annotation, molecular function: peroxiredoxin activity. Gene Ontology annotation, biological process: cellular oxidant detoxification; cell redox homeostasis. Bases 150 to 788 code for a protein of 212 amino acids. Gene Ontology annotation, cellular component: mitochondrion; cytosol.